Molecule: messenger RNA, 165 nt
Organism: Anisakis simplex (herring worm)
Lineage: Eukaryota; Metazoa; Nematoda; Chromadorea; Rhabditida; Anisakidae
Source: the annotation of a GenBank genome assembly
CAAUUGAAAGAGGAGAACGAUUUGGUGCAUGAAUCGUGCACUGUUCUCGAACAACAACUUGAACAAAGCCAACGUAAAGCGAGUACGCAUUUGGACACCGAAACGAAACUCUCCGAUUGUCAAGAUCAACUGCAAACCUUGAAAUCGGACUUGACCAAGGUUUGA